ACACAAUUGCCGGCUGACGCUUGAGGAAGUUACGUAAUAGAGACGGAACGGACAUGGCGGCGCUGGGAGACUUGCGGAAGGAAGAGUUCUGAUGUAUAGAGAGAGAUAUAGAUUUUGUUAAAGCUUUCCCAGCCUGUUGCAAGAACAAGGCAAUGGCAGACAGACAUCAGGAUAAGUCAAGUAUAAGGUCCACAUCCUCCUGUGAAGAGAAAAUACACAGAGAAAGGGAAAAGAGGAGACGAAAACGUAGCAGAAGUCGAUCAUCAUCUGUGUCGUCCUCUUCUUCAAGCUCCUCCUCGUCUUCAUCAAGCUCCUCCUCCUCUUCACGCUCAUCGUCAUCUUCUAGCUCCAGCAGCAGAGAUUCACCAAAAGCUAAAUCAAAGAAAGCAGCAAAAGAAAAACAUAAUAAAAAGGUAAUGUUUUUUGUGAAGCAUUUCUUUGACCUGUAGAAUUUCCUGUAUCCUGAAAAACAUUUUACAUA
Molecule: messenger RNA, 481 nt
Organism: Xenopus tropicalis (tropical clawed frog)
Lineage: Eukaryota; Metazoa; Chordata; Amphibia; Anura; Pipidae
Exons: 4
Coding region: 153-449 (98 amino acids)
Source: RefSeq, a predicted model, not a curated record